Molecule: messenger RNA, 1602 nt
Organism: Drepanopeziza brunnea f. sp. 'multigermtubi' MB_m1
Lineage: Eukaryota; Fungi; Ascomycota; Leotiomycetes; Helotiales; Drepanopezizaceae
Biological process (GO): transmembrane transport; carbohydrate transport
Cellular component (GO): membrane
Molecular function (GO): carbohydrate:proton symporter activity
Source: RefSeq, a predicted model, not a curated record
AUGCAGCUCUUCAGCCAUACAGGCCUGUUGGGCCACUCCGUGCAAGGAGGCGCACUAGAAGCUCUCGUCUGCGCAACUGCAGCAUGUGGAUUCUUGCUGUUCGGGUAUGAUCAGGGCAUCAUGUCCGGCAUCAUUACCGAAGACAACUUCCUCACCUACUUCCCGAAGAUGGCACCCCACAACAAGAGCGGCGCAAUUCAAGCGCUGGUCGUCGCUAUCUACGAGAUCGGCUGUCUCAUAGGCUCAAUAUUCAUCAUCUUCUACGGCGAUAGAAUGGGACGGCGACGUGCUGUGUUGCUGGGUGUCGCUAUCAUGUUGAUCGGGACCGUACUUCAAGCCUCCAGCUUUGAGAUUGGACAGUUGAUCGUAGGACGUAUUGUAACAGGCGUCGGAAAUGGAAUGAAUACGUCUAGUAUCCCGGUCUGGCAGUCCGAGAUGGCGCCUCCCAAGAUCCGUGGCUUCUUGGUAUUGUUUGAGGGAGCAUUGAUAGCUGGUGGAAUUAUGAUCUCCUACUGGCUCAACUACGGAUUCUUCUUCGUCACCCAAUACGGCUCCUUCCAAUGGCGAUUCCCUCUCGCUUUUCAAGCUGUUUUUGCGAUCAUUCUCUUUUUAGGCGUCGUUGCUCUCCCCGAGUCGCCCAGAUGGCUUCUCAAGCACGACAAAGACAAAGUCGCUCUGGAGAUCCUCACUCGCCUAAAGAGAUGCCCUGCCGAGGACCCGAUCAUCCAAGAGGAGGUUGCACAUAUCAAGAAGAUCAAGGAGAUCACUGAUGGCAAGAAACUGACCCUGAAGGAGUUCUAUGGCAAUGGGCCGGAGAUGAACAGAUGGAGAGUGACUAUUGGAUACACAAGCCAGUUUUUCCAGCAGAUUGGCGGAACGAACCUGGUCACGUACUAUGCAACAACCGUUUUCGAAGACUCCCUCGGGUUCAGUCCCGCGCUUUCCCGCCUCCUAACUGCAUGUUACGGGACGCUCUAUCUCAUCGCCGCGAUCGCCGCUCUCUUCAUCGUCGACCGCUACGGACGCCGUAGGAUGUUAAUCGUUGGCUCAGUCGGCAUGGGUACCAGUGCUAUGGUCAUUGGCACCUGUCUCUCUCAAUCGACCGAAACCUACAAAGCCCCGGCCUACGUCGCCACAGUCUUUAUCUUCAUCUUCAUCGCCUUCUUCGCCCUCGGCUGGCUCGGCAUCACCUGGCUGUACCCCGCCGAGGUCACGCCCAUCCGCAUCCGCGCCGAGGCCAACGGCCUCUCCACCUCCUUCAACUGGCUCGGUAACUACGCCGUGGUGCAGCUCGCGCCCAUCAUGAUCUACUCCAUCUCGUGGAAGACGUACUUUGUGUUCAUGUGCACCAACUUCGCCUUCAUACCCGUCAUCUACUUGACCUUUGUGGAGACGAAGGGGUAUCCCCUGGAGCAGCUGGAUGCCAUCUUUGAGGAGGCGAAGAAGAAGGGGGAAAAUCCCGUCUGGACGGAGAAGAGGGUGAGGAGGGAGAGGAAGGCGAGAGAGUUGGCUGAGAAGAAUGGUGAGCUGAUGCUGGAGGAGGAGAAGGAGAGUCAGCCGACUUCGAUUGUGGGGAAGGAGGGAGGUGACGAGAAUGCUUGA